This is a messenger RNA of Lachnellula hyalina, 861 nucleotides long. RefSeq lists its product as uncharacterized. Gene Ontology annotation, molecular function: FMN binding. Bases 1 to 861 code for a protein of 286 amino acids. Lineage: Eukaryota; Fungi; Ascomycota; Leotiomycetes; Helotiales; Lachnaceae. The record is from RefSeq and is a predicted model, not a curated record. The transcript has a single exon.
AUGUCUACAAACACCACAACCCCGGCCAGCGUUGGCGUCGCGCCAUGGAGACCUCUCUUCCUCUCACACCUCUCUAAAAUGGACUCACCUGAAUUCGUCUUAUCCUCACUUCAUCCCGCCGAAUCAAAAGAAUCGCCUACACCAUACGUCCCAAGAGCAAGAUACUGUGUUUACCGGGGCAUGUGGGCCGAGCUGCCAGAGAAUAAACACAACAAUGCGCCGCAGAAUGACCGAGUUUACGAGAGCGAUUUGCCGACUUUUACGACUGACGUGAGGAUGGAGAAGGUUCCCGAGAUAUUUGCUAGCUCACAUGGCCAUGGAGAAGUUAGUCAGAGCCAAGGUAGUGGCGGAGGAGGACCUGUCGAGGCAGUCUUCUGGGUGAAAGACGUUAUGACCCAGUGGAGAAUUCGAGGGGAGGCUUAUAUUGUCGGUCCUGAUAUUGACGGCCCGGGAGCGGAAUCAAGUGGUACAAGAACGGUGAAAAGCAACGUCGGAGAGAGGAUGCGUGUAGUAAAAGAGGACGGAAAGGAAGGUUGGAGUUGGCCGAAAGAACUCACCGCCCACUUUGGGAACGUGAGUCCUGGCAUGAGGGGCUCGUUCAAGAAUCCAAUGCCUGGCUCAUCUGUUUCCAUUCCGCCAAACGACAAAUCUUUAGGGUUGGGACAGAAAGUCACAGAUCUAAAUGAUAAGAUUGCUAGGCAGAACUUCCGAGUGGUGAUCAUCAAGCCUGAGGAGGUCGAGCAGCUUGAUCUGACUCAACCCGAUAAAGCUCGGAGGUGGAAAUUCACCUACGUUGGCCGCCAAGUAGAUCAGCGAGGGGACGCUCUUGGCGAAUGGAAAAAGGAAGAGUUGUGGCCUUGA